ACUAUAUAAGAUCUGAUCUUUCUCUUGUUGAAGACAGAAGCUACAGGCUUCAAACAAGAUCAUUCUGCAGCAGGUUAUCAUCAUCAUUCCCAACAUGAAGAUACUGACUGCGUUUGCAGUUCUUUGUGCCAUGAUGGCUCUGACCAGAGCUGCUGCUCUUCCAGAAGCCGAGGCCAAGGAUGAUCAAACAGUAAAGAGUCGUCUGGUCAAGAGGUCAACAGAUUGUCCCAAUAGGUGGUCUUUGUUCAACAAUCGCUGUUUCCACUACUUUCCAAGACCCAUGACUUGGGCUCAAGCAGAGAAAAACUGCCAGUCCUUGGGUGCAAACCUUGCAUCAGUGCAGAACAUACAGGAGUACCAUGAGAUUCAGAGGCUGAUUACGGCCCUAUCUGAACUGGUGAGUGGAGAGCCUAACAACUACCGUGUGGCAAGCAGCGCUGCUUUGCAAAUGAACUUUGGAGGUCGAAGCUACAAGCGGACAAAGAAGAUAACCCAGCCGGAGAUCAUGAAGAUGCUGACUGUGUCUCUACUCGUCUGUGCUAUGAUGGCUCGGACCACAGCUGCUGAUGACUUGCUCAGUUUAUCUGUUCCAGAAGCAGAGAUCGGUGACGGGACAGAUUUAAUCAUUCAAGAAGCUUGUCCCACCGGUUGGACUGGUUUCAACGAUCGCUGUUUCAUCUAUGUUCCAACAACAAUGACUUGGGCAGAUGCUGAGAGAAACUGUCUGGAUCGGGGUGGAAACCUUGCAUCAGUGCACAGCUUUGAGGAGCAUCAAGCGAUUCAGGGUAUGAUCCUGACUCUCACUCAUACGUAUCCACUCGCAUGGCUUGGAGGCUACGAUGCGGCACAGGAGGGUACCUGGUUCUGGAGUGACGGUACACGUUUCCAGUUUCAGUACUGGGAUCAAGGACAGCCUGAUAAUCGUGCGAAUGCGCACUGUAUGUUGAUGAACUUUGGAGAUCAAAAGAAAUUUGACGACCAGCCUUGCUCUUACAUGAAGCCGUUUGUCUGCGCCAGAAAGAAAGAAUGAUAUCUCUUGGACAACAAAGAAACAUGCUGUACACUGUAGCAUUUUAGGCCUUUCAUUCUGGAGAGUCAACUGUUUUUUUUUCUUGUCUUUUUAGUCAAUUAAAAGGCUUAAGCAUUGAAAUA
Molecule: messenger RNA, 1152 nt
Organism: Morone saxatilis (striped sea-bass)
Lineage: Eukaryota; Metazoa; Chordata; Actinopteri; Moronidae
Product: type-2 ice-structuring protein-like
Exons: 13
Coding region: 95-1030 (311 amino acids)
Molecular function (GO): signaling receptor activity
Source: RefSeq, a predicted model, not a curated record